AUGCAUGCGAUUCUCUCUCUCGGUGCAACUCACUACGCAUUGAUCGCACCUCGCGGAUCUCAAUACACCCCAAUGGCCAUCGCUCAUCGCGGAAAGGCCCUCCAGCUGCUCAGCACAGCGCUAUCCAACGGAGACAGCUGCACGAAUACCGAGAUGGAUGGUAUACUAGCUACAUGCUACACGCUUGUAUUUCAAGCAUACUACAUGAGUGACGGUCUCGUAGAUUUCGCCAUCAUGGUUCGGGGAUGUGCCACGGUGACGAACCAAAUCCGGGCGCGAUAUAAUAAGAGCCGAAUGUUCGCUCUACAAUCACAAGAGGAGGUUUCGGCUAUGGUCGGUACAUGGCUACCUACCGAGCCUUUGUCGAUUGAAAAUACCCUCGUAUCUUGCGUCGAGGAUCUAGAAGAACUAAGACCCCUCCUUCAGAGCCCGGCCCAUCAUGCUUUCUUUCAGGUAAUUCGCAAAACGUACAUCGCGCUUCAGUACUCGCCUCAGGAAGCUUUCUUUGGUUUGACAGAAAUUUAUGCCGUUUGGUAUGACAUGAAGAACCUUGAGUUCAUGGCUUUUAUUCGCCCGGGCAAUCACGUCUCCUAUGCUUUGUUCAUGCAUUAUAUCGCCGUCGAGAUCCUGAUGCUACCGCUUCUUGUCUAUACCGGUCGAGGUCGUGAUAUGAGUUAUCCUUUUGGUACGGUACUUUUGCAUCAAUGGGCAGAUGCGAUCUACCAUAAGCUGCCGGUAUCGAUGCGUCGGUUGGUGAAAGGACAGGCUGAAUUGAUUGCUUCAGAUAGAGAUAGCGUGGGUGGGUUUUCCCGGAGGUUAAGUAGAUGA
Molecule: messenger RNA, 828 nt
Organism: Aspergillus affinis
Lineage: Eukaryota; Fungi; Ascomycota; Eurotiomycetes; Eurotiales; Aspergillaceae
Product: putative C6 transcription factor
Exons: 1
Coding region: 1-828 (275 amino acids)
Biological process (GO): regulation of transcription by RNA polymerase II
Molecular function (GO): DNA-binding transcription activator activity, RNA polymerase II-specific
Source: RefSeq, a predicted model, not a curated record